This is a messenger RNA of Pomacea canaliculata, 1470 nucleotides long. Its product is annotated as proteasome subunit alpha type-3-like. Gene Ontology annotation, biological process: ubiquitin-dependent protein catabolic process. Gene Ontology annotation, cellular component: proteasome core complex; proteasome core complex, alpha-subunit complex; nucleus. The record is from RefSeq and is a predicted model, not a curated record. The transcript has 9 exons. Bases 107 to 871 code for a protein of 254 amino acids. Lineage: Eukaryota; Metazoa; Mollusca; Gastropoda; Architaenioglossa; Ampullariidae.
AAAACGGAAGUAAGUUCUGCAUGACAAAGCUUACUUCGAGACGAAGAAACGUGAAUAAGAGAGUUUAGACGAAGAAGAAGAAAAAAGAACUCAUAAAAAUCUACAAAUGAGUUCCAUUGGCACUGGGUAUGACCUGUCAGCAUCACACUUUUCCCCUGAUGGCAGAGUAUUUCAGGUAGAAUAUGCGCAGAAGGCAGUCGAAAACAGUGGCACUGCCAUAGGGAUCAGAGGCAAGGAUGGUGUGGUGUUUGGAGUUGAAAAGCUAGUCACAUCAAAGCUGUAUGAACAGGGUGCCAACAAACGAAUCUUUAACAUUGAUAGACACAUUGGAGUGACUGUUGCAGGCCUAUUAGCAGAUGCACGUCAGCUUGUGGAGAGAGCCAAAGAGGAAUCUUCAAACUAUCGCUUUAACUAUGGCAGUCCUAUUCCUUUACAACAUAUGACAAAUCGGUUGUCCAUGUAUGUGCAUGCUUACACUUUGCACAGUGCUGUGAGACCAUUUGGUGUGAGCAUGAUUGUUGCCUCAUAUGAUGAUAAAGGGCCAGAAAUGUACCUUAUUGAACCAUCAGGGGUGUCUUGGGGAUACUAUGGAUGUGCUAUUGGCAAAGCAAAACAGACAGCUAAAACUGAAAUUGAAAAGCUCAAGAUGAAGGAUAUGACAAUGGAAGAAAUUGUAAAGGAAGUUGCAAAAAUAAUUUAUGUUGUUCAUGAUGAGGUUAAAGACAAAUCAUUUGAGCUCGAACUGAGCUGGGUUGGGAAAGUAACAGGAGGUAAGCAUCAGAUGGUCCCUAAGGAGAUUCAUGUUGCUGCUGAAAAGUAUGCAAAAGAAGCUUUGGAAGAAUCUGAUGAUUCAGAUGAAGAAGAUCUAUAGUAGUUAUCAGACUUAAAAGUUGACUCGAAAACAAUGAUCAUGUGGUGUGAGCUACGUUGUUUCUGGAACAAAUUACUGCAAACACCAGCUUAGCAAAUCAGCCUGUCCUUGGUAUUUCUUGGGCCUUGGCUUUGAAGUUUACACCCUUGUCUUAUCAUUUGUUUCAUAGGGUGUCAUUUUCAAGGAAUCAUUUUGCCUUGAAAGGUGUUAAGCAGCAUAUAUCUUACCAUACAUGAAGAGCUGGAUAGAUUAUUGUUUCCUUCAUUGCUACUACAGGGAUCUUACUAUGAUUACAGUUUUAUCUCUGCUAUUUUGUUUUAUUUUAGGAGAGAGGGUACGUUACAUUACUGUAGCUUAUGCCCACUUUUUUUAAGGAUAGUACUAGCAAAGUGCAGGGUGAAUUUCAAAAUUGUUUGCUUGCUAAUUGGUAAUAAAAGCAUUAACUGUUUAAAGCUCUUAGUUCACUUUUCAUUGAUUGGCUACUUGUUUGGUUGUAUCAAAAACAUUGGGACAUGAAACUUCAUGUUAACAAUGAAUAAAACACUGUGAGAAAAGAGCAUUAACACACAAAAAUAAAUAAAUUCAUAUUCAAAACAGCA